Dermacentor albipictus is the source of this 12365-nucleotide messenger RNA. RefSeq names its product mitogen-activated protein kinase kinase kinase 20-like. Gene Ontology annotation, molecular function: protein kinase activity; ATP binding; protein binding. The record is from RefSeq and is a predicted model, not a curated record. Gene Ontology annotation, biological process: signal transduction; protein phosphorylation. NCBI's taxonomy places the organism in Eukaryota, Metazoa, Arthropoda, Arachnida, Ixodida, Ixodidae. Gene Ontology annotation, cellular component: cytoplasm.
UGAAAGCUUGAAGAAACUGCUGACCAGCUGUUUUCUGGGAGGGAGUCGGAUUGCGACCGUCUGUGAAACAGGGUGUAAUAUCUUCUUAUUCCGGACUCCUACAGCGUCGCAGGACCUCUAGCUUGCGUUCUUAGUAGAAUAUGCGUCAUGACCUGAAAUGAUCGAGGCUCAAGUUUAUCUGGUUCCAAAGGGUUUCGGAAGCAGAUGUCGCGCAGAACGUGCGAGUUCGAGCAGCCUUUCAUUUACACAGAGGUGUAUCCGCGCGGAAGCGGCAACGCGCGCCCUGCAAAACAGCUUUAUGUACUGCUACCGUUACUGUCUCACGCUUCUCUAACUAUGCCAAGACAUUUAUUUGACUUGGGCCAGUAUUGUCUUAUACUGCAUCAGCUACCUAUGUGUCAAACACUUUUGAGUACUUUGGACCACUACUGCCCGAUUGCCAAGGGAUGGGAAGUGGUUAUCAUGAUCAGGGCAUGACAUUUGUGGUCGCUUCCGUCCUACGCGCCUAAUCCAGUAUGGCUGCCGAGUCUGGGGGCAGCGUCUCCUACCAGGAUUCCAGCGACCUCCAGGAAAGCUCUAGCAGAGUGGAGCAGCUAACCAACUCCACGAACAUUGAAUUGGCAGGCCUGGGCACGUUGGCGCCUUCGCAGGCUGAGAGCAGCAGCUUUGAUUUGUCAACGAACCAGCAGACAUUGCCAACGAGUGAGGAGUUUGCUGAAGACGAGCGCUCGAACAAUGACAGUGCAUCGUGGCACAACGGUGACGCUGAUCUGAUGACAGAGUGUGCAAGCUCCGAGUUCUCAUGCCCUCCGUUUCUGGAAGUGGACUUCUCAGACCUACAUUUUUAUGAAAGGUGUGGAGGUGGUGCUUUCGGGAGUGUAUAUCGUGCUAAGUGGAAGUCUCAAAACCUGCAAGUGGCUGUGAAGAAGCUUUUGGUCCUUGAAAAGGAGGCACAAGUUCUGAGUGUGCUAAGCCACAAGAACAUCAUAACAUUUUACGGGGCUGCUACCAAGGCGCCGAAUUUCUGUAUUAUCACAGAGUAUGCAGAACAUGGCUCCCUAUAUGCUUUUCUGGCGAUGCAAGAGAAUGACUCCAUGCUGAGCUUUGGUCAGAUUCUUCUCUGGGGCAUUCAGAUUGCUGCUGGUAUGCAUUACCUGCAUGAAGAAGCACCCAUUAAAGUCAUUCAUAGAGACCUGAAAUCUAAGAAUGUUGUUAUAUCCUCAGACUACACAUGCAAGAUAUGUGAUUUUGGUGCUUCUCGUUUCCUGGGUGCUACAACGAGAAUGUCACUGGCUGGAACGCUGCCUUGGAUGGCCCCUGAGGUUAUCCAGUGCUUGCCGUCAUCAGAAACCUGUGAUGUCUGGUCUUUCGGUGUGGUUCUUUGGGAGCUGCUCACCCACGAAGUUCCCUUCAAGGGGAUAGAAGGAUUUCAAGUGGCUUGGGCUGUUGUCGAAAAGGAAGAGAGACUCACCAUUCCAAGCACCUGCCCUGCUGCAUUUGGAAAUUUAAUGACUGCCUGUUGGAAGACAGAUCCCAAGGAACGCCCCCCAUUUUCUACCAUACUGCAACACUUGAAUGCUAUGAGUGAAGAUGACUCCUUGUGUAACCUUGCAUCUGCAUAUUUAAGUCAGCGUAGUGUUUGGAAGCAGGAAAUCGAAUCCACUCUGGAGUUGAUGAAGCGUGCCGAGCGUGACCUCAGUCAAAAGCAAAAGCAGUUGGAAGAAUGGGAAAGCCGUUUGCAGCAGAAGGAGCAGCUUCUCGAGCGACGCAGGGGUUGCAUGGAGCUGUAUGUUCAUGAUGUGAAUACUUGGAGUGUGGAUCAUGUGUUUCUCUGGGUUCAACAAUUGGGAUGUGAUGAUGCCACCAAGGACUUAGAGCAGUAUGCCGAGCUGUUCCGCAGCCAGCAGAUUUCAGGCAAACGGCUGCUCCUUCUCACUGUGGAACAUUUGAAGGACAUGGGCAUUGCCCCCUUGGGGCACAGACUGGCACUGAUGGAUGAGAUUGAGAAGCUUGCCAUGGAAAACAGGCGCAAGUUUGAAAUGUCACAGCGUGAGUCCAUGAGCCAUGGCCAUACCUCCUCCACCUUUGGGUCGUCUGCACUGGGAUCAACAAGCUUUGCAUCAAUGACGUCCUUUGGUUCCCUGGGCUCCAGAGUGCCGUCGGUGCCAAUGUCUGUCUCGGAGCCAAUGCUCUUGCGGCUCACACUGCUGUUUGGCAGCCACGUUCGGCUGGGUGCGAGUCCCCGUGAACACAAGUGGAAAGCAUUCGUGGAGUUGGACACGGGCGAGACGCAUUUGGCCAGUGACGCAGCUGCCCGCUGCAUCAGCAAUGUCACCUUCGAGUGCGCCCAAUCUGGCCUUUUCCUCACACGCAUAGCCCAGCCACCAUUUGUGAUGGACCGAUGGUGCAUUGGCAUUACUUCGGAAACAGUUGUGACGUGCGUCGUAAAUUACGAGCUCUGCGUACUGGAACCUCGAUCAACGCUGCUAAGCCACCGGGUGCGCCCAGAAGGAGGUGCACUCGAACAGAUUGAGGUGGUCCUGAGGCUAUCUGCACUCUCCCCCCGCCGUGAGGAUGCCUCGCGGUCCUCCUCCCGGCGAGAGGCCCACUCAGCUCCGUCCAGAGCCCGCCGUCUCUCGGAGGACCUCCUGCCCGAGGCCUGGCGUCAGCGCGGCAGUCUCUUUGGCAGCUUCUCUCCAACUCGACGGCCCACGCAUCGCCGAUCACGCUCUGGUGGUGACGGCUGCUGGGGUACAUCUAUGCUGUCAGCGGCACGUAGCGGCUCUCCACUGUCAUCGUUUGCGCCCCGACGGCUGCUGUCAUCGCCUGCCGGCGGAGACCUGUCGAGUGAAGAGGAUGAAUGCCUGGCCCACCUUGCCUCGGAGCUCGGAGGCAGCGGCACUGCUUCGACUGGGAGAAGCCGCCUCAAGGAGCACCGGCGCCAUCGACUGGCCUUCUCCCUCCACUCCAGCUCGGAGGACUCCCUCAGUGACCAGGGCGCCUCUAGUCUCCACUCACACUCUCUCGCCGGAAAUGCCACUGCCGGUCUCGCCGAGAGCUGUUCACGGCAUGAAGAGGAGCGACAUCGGCGAAACAGCACGCCGACUCGGCGUCGGGAUCCCAAGAAGUACCGGCACUCGAUGAGUGACAGCGGCUUUGCCUCUUCCGAUGCAUCCAGGCAAGUGCUACGUGUCGAAAAGUGCCACGUCAAGCUCAAGAGUGGCGGUGACCUGCCGGCUGACCGCACUGAACUUGACAUCGGUUUGGGCCCCAGCCUGAGCUCUGGCCUGAGCUCGGGCCUGAACAGACUCAGUUUUAGCCUGGAGACCGAUGGCUUCCGGCUUGGCGGCCGAGAGCGAAGGCUGGGGGGACUGCUUGACCGUGUGGCUGGCAAUAUCGGCUGGCGUCGCAUGGGGUAUGAUGGUUCUAUGUGAACUGACGUUGCACGAGUGCUGCGGUAUAGAAUGCACUUUGUCUUUUGGCAGAUGAAAAAAAAAAGUACCUCCGCUAAGUAUUUGCGCAGAUAAACGCUAGUCUUUCACAUGCUGAAGUGUUUGUAAUGUGGCUAUAUUGUAGUGCCGCACUCAGUUUUUUAAAUGUUUUUUUGAGGCCUAUUGCCAGCAAAAGUUCGCACAAAAGAGAAAUGCAUUCUCUGUUUGCCCGCUUGAAGUUUGAACUGUGUUUUUGGCAGCACAGAUCCAACACUUCACUCUAUUGAAGACAUUAAGGAAAUCUUGAAAUAGAGCACCCACAUUUGAGGGCGCAUUGCAGCUUGCUGUUGCAGCUUUGCUUUUGUUCUCGCUAAGUUUAAGACCCUGGCUCACUAUGUACAAAUUUUUCUCUGCAUCCUAGCCCUGUCUUCAGACCUCAGGUCCUUGUUCCUGCAUCGCAGGAUGAAUCCUGAUGGCUGUUGAAUGUUGAGCUUAACAACGCCCACAUGGAUUUAUUCAUAGUUGUGGGGGCUUAUUGCCAUAUCGCAGCUGCCAUUUAGUGGCUAACAUGGAAGGGAAUUGUGGCUUCAUUAGUUUAGUGCUUCAAUAACAGAAAGAAAUGAGCUUCAAUUGUGUUUUGACCAUGACCACCAUCAACAACCAUUGUACCCUUGAGUGGUAAUGCGAGAAGUGCUGCCUGCCCUUUGCAAGUGUGACUGUGCCUUCUAAUUUUAAGUUCGUAGGCAUGGGAACCAACCUCACGGGAAAGGGAGGAUGAUUGAUGGCAUUAUGUUCAUUCAUAUAUUUGAACACUCCAUGCUAUAUAUGCUUGGCACUUAGGUUCUCAGUUCUUUUUUAUUUUAUUUUUAUUUUGAGGAUUUGCCACAAGGCAUAUGUAGUUAAAAAAGAAAUGAACAAAAGGGGCAUUAGAGGUAUCAUAAGCAAGCUGCUCAGAAGCAAGUAAUAGAGGUAGAGGUGCCUCGUGUUUACAGCCUUGCAUUGUCUUUAUUAUAAUUGUGCUCUGUUUGUAACUAUGAUGCACGAAUAGAGCAUUAUACAUAAUAACUUGUGAUUGACCUCUUGUCAUAUGUUGCAGGAACGUGAAGUUGCAGUCCUUUAGCAGUUUUUCAGUUUCUGAAGCAUUAUAUAAGUAUUUUAGUUCAUAGUUGUUGUGUCCUGUAGUGUCAGAAAAAAAGAAGAAAGAAGGGAAGUGCAAAUCUUAUAAAUGUACACAGUAAUGGUAUUAUUUUUGCUUGAAAAAAAACUUUUCAAGGUGAUAACACAGUUGUUAGAAAGAUACCUAGUCAAGGUGAGAGCGUCUGUUCAACUGCGGGUACACCUUUUAUAUCAUCAACAUUUGCUAAGUGUCACAUGAGGCAUAACUAUUGACAUAAUAUGCGGAGUAUCGUAGCUGGUGUUCCACAUGGACAGCAAAGUACCUGUGAUCACUUCUUCUUUUGCUGUGCUUCUCGGUAUUGAAAAAAAAAAAGCAGGAAAGUAGAUAUUGGGUUGUGAGAUGUAGCUCACCUCGUAACAUCCCGGAAUACCCCUUUUGUAUCAGUGUUUGCACUUUGUAGAGGGGCCAUAUUGUUAGGACUUUUAGGACAAGCUCUGUUCUCUGAUGAGUUGGAGAGUUCUCAAACAAUUGGAACAGUUCGGGAACCUUUACUUAGUUCUGUGAUGCAAAGAGAUAAGUAGGAGGCACUAUGAACCAGAGAGCAAUCAGGUGUAGGUGGUAUCGUUAAGAUUAAGAGAAAGAAAUGUAGUGGUGUGUAAACUAGAUAACUGGUGGACUUUAGUACCGACAAAAUGUUGGCCAAGGGGAGGGAAAUACACUCAGUGGUGACAGAGAAGUUGGCUGAGUGAGCGAUGUUACUAGGGAACUUGCAGGCAUAGGAUGGAGACAGUUGCUACAGGACAGGUGUAAAUUGAGAUGGGUAAGAGAGGCAUACAUUGUGCAGGGGACAUAAAUAAUAAUAACAAAAAAGAACAUGGAAGAGGAUUAUGCAAUGCUGCUGAUAUUUUUCUCGUUUACUCAAUUGAGAUAUGUGAAGUUGAACUCCCCGGUAGUAUGAACAGAAUUCUCAUGUUUCUGUUAAAGGAAUACUACCAUAGUAGUUGAGAGAGAUACAACUAGCGAAUUGUCUUACUGAAUACUACGCCUACUAUGCUAGGCAAUAUCACAAAUCGUGUCUUUACUCAUUGUGCCAUCAAGAAGGAUUGCCACUUUUUUGUGUGGAUCAUGUGUUCCUGCCAGGUUCCCAUAAAAAGCUUGCUAGCAACAAUGGACAACACAACCUUAAUGCUUUGAAAUGAAGUUCUAAGAGUGUCAACAGAUAUGUGCUUGGUAUGGAGAUCAUUGAGAGAACAACUUUUUUUUUAGUUCAGUUGAAUUGUUUACAUUACAGUGAACAAAAGGAAGGGGGCUAGAAAUAGAGGCAGUAUACAUUUUAUUCUGAGUCACAUUCAGGAAAUGUAUGAAAGCUGAGCACUUUUCCUAACUGAUCUCCUGAACUGGCCUGCUAUAGUUGGUUUUUAAUGCAAAACAUGCUUUCAUUGUUAUGCUGCUCACUGGCCUGGUUCUCUUAGAUCUUCUUUGGCAGUGUUGUAUGUGAGGCCUUCUCAAGGUUACUACUCAGUGUUCAGAAGUAUAUUCCUCUUAAGGCAUGGAGUGUCAGUUCCUGCAAAAAAAUAAUUAAAAAAAACCUUCAACAAGCAUUGCUCAACUACUUGAACACAUAUUUGCUUAGUCAUUCUGUUUAGCACAAUUAAAAACUGUAAAGCAGGAGUUUCGUUCAUGUGGCCUACUAACUUCUCAUGUGUGGUCUGCAUGGCCUUCCCAACCAUACUAGCUCCUCUUUUCUGUACAAUCCUUAGGCAGCUGUCUUGUCUGUGCUUUCACAUAUUCAUCACAGCAGGACAGUGCAGCCCGCAAAAGGAGGUGUGCUCUGCGUAUGCGGGCCUGAGUCCCAACUUGACUUCGAGACCCCUGCUGUAAAGCAAGCUGGCAUUGCUUAAGCACAAUAUUUAACCAUGCAGUCUAUAUCCACUCGUAGGCGUGACCUGCAUUUAGGUGCAGGUUCUUUUGGACUGUACUUUAGCAGGCUUGUUGGCUGUUGUAGUCUAAAGAAAUGGUUAAUUCUCCACAACAUUCAACUUUCGCAAUUUUCCUCGAACACAGACAUAAACUCAAUAUAAUGAACUUAGGUCUAGUAAUACUUGCAUUGUAACAGAACUUACCACUUGCUUGUUUCCUUAAUUGUUUAAUCAGCAGUCAUGUACAGCACUUCUUAACGAAGCUUUAUCAUAUCAGAUAGUAGUUUUCUCACGGAAUGACACACAUCCACUUGCGCCCAGCUAAUAUGCAUACUUUCGUUUCCGCUGUCUCAAGCUCGUGUUACAUUGGCAUAGUUUUAUCUUUCAUGCCCGGAUGAAAGUUCAUGAUGCCACCUUUAGUGACUAGAUGCAUAGCAGUGUGAUGUUGCAGUCUCGAGAAACUACGCUUACUACGCGUUCUACCUUAAAAUUUCCCUGUCACUUUUCAUUCUGUCAAUAUAGCACAUGCUUUGGCAGCAGCAGCAAACAAAAAAAAAAAGAAGAAGAGAAAGAGGGCUGGCAAUAAAAAAUGAAUUACAAGAAUUCUAGCAAGACGCUGUAACUUAUUUAUGCACAUACAAAGACAAAGGUUCGCAGGAAAAUGGAGAUGUGACAUGUGUUAAACACUGGGGGAACUAGGAAUAUCUCUGGGAGCCAAUAUUUUGACAAGGGUACAUGCCCUUGUCACUCCAACUGUUUUGUCACCCUCACUGGUGAUCACUUUAUGUGCAUAUGCUUGCUGAAAAGGGUAUUGCGGGAUAUUUAGAACAGUGAAUAAUGUACACAGGACUCCACUUUUAGUGGGACGGUGCAAGUGUGUGGCCGUCAAAUCUUACUGCUGAUGUGUGGCAGGGCUGACAGUAGUAGCUGCACAUUUGUGCACUCCCACGAGCAGUGGCCUAUUGUGUACAGUAGAGUGCUAUCGUAAGCAUCUCAGCACAGUUUCGCUUUAUAAAGCUUCGAUACAGUAGAACCUGGAUGUAUUGAACCCACAUAUAUAACAAAUUAUUGUGUACAACGAACAGCUGUAAAAUCCCCUUGAAGAUGUUUUUAUGGAAUCUUUAUGCUACAUAUUGAAUUACCUAUAUAUCGAACUUUUUUGUGUUCUCCUUCAGAUUUGAUAUAUCCAGGUUCAACUGUAGUGUGCUACUGACUGGAGUGAUCAGCUAGUUUGAGCAAGUGUACGAGAUUUCUAUUCGUGCUUUGUCGGCAAGACCAGCACAAUCCCAGCUGCAAGUUUCCGCCGUCAAAUAGUGAAACACGCAUGUCAGUAUUUUCAUCUUGGUAAUGCGAAAACACUGCCGUAUGCACAUGCUGUAUUUUCCUGAAUGUAAUGCAGGGAAUGACUUUCAAUUACCAAGGAAAUAAGUAGUAAUAUUAUUAUUGUGAUGCAAAACAUAGCCACGAGCUUAAAUUAGAACAUUUUAGUGUACUGGGAUGUGUGAUAGUGUUUCCACGUACCAAGGCCAUGCAGGCAUGUUUUGAAGUUGUGCAUUCAGACCUCCGAACCGCUAUGCAUUGUCCCUCUUCUUUCCCUUUUCCCUUUCGCUCCUUUCUCACUUCCUUGCUGUUAUGCGCCCUCCCCAGUGCAUGCGCAUAUGUAUUUUGCCCAUGACAUCGUGAGGUUGCCUUUUUUGCAAAACUUAGUUGUUUGGUGGUUGAGCUUGCCACAUUUUAAAGCAGGAAACAUUCUGGGUUUCAGUUGCGGUGGGGCAUGGUAGGGCAUUGUUUCAAGUACUAUGCAAGGUACCUUCUCAAGCUGGUAAUCUUGUAGAAAAAAAAAAAGAAAGAAAGAAACAUCUGGUGUUUCAUUCACACAACUAGUGUAGUUUUAUCUCUUGUCAUUUCUUUCUCCUCCUGUUGUCAAGCUGCAUAGUAGUAACAAGUGUGCUUGCCUUGUAAAUUAAGUCUUGCCUUUAUCAUAUAAGACAGGUUAUAUCCAAGGAAUGAUGUCUUCAAUGCAUUGCCUUCAAGAUUUGUGUAGACCAAGUAUAGAUAGGAGAAAAAAUAAAGAUCAACAACUAAUGAUAUGUCACAAGACAACACUCGUGCUAUGUGCAAGAAAAUGCAGUUUUACAUAGCUUGUAGCCUUAGCCUCAGAGACUGUGGCCUUUCUGUUGGUGCAACCAAUUUGUUCUGCAUUGAACACUUAUAAAUGCCUUUGCUGCUGAAAAUUCUGCCUUUUGUGUAUGCCUUUCAAGGCAGUUGCUGCUGAUUAAGGUGGAAAUUUGGAAAAGUUGAUUAGCCAUGUUGGAAAUAUUUGUAGUGCUAACAGGCCGGGACUUAAAGAGAAGACGUAAGAGGACACAUGUAAGUGCUCUAUGUGUCUUACUUCUUCUUCUUGUGUCCCUGUCCAUUAGUGCUCGAAACUGUUCCAGUUGCUGCCACUUUUUACUAGUGCUUCAUAUACUUCUUGCUUUAAAAGGGGCCCUGAAAUGUUUUCAUUCAUUGUUCACUCUGUUUUAGUUCUUUGUAAUGCUACCCAUUUACAUAUAUAACCCACUUUUGCAAUAAGCUGCCUCAGUAUAUUACAGCGCUCAAAGAAGAAAAAAAAAAUUCGCUUUGUAUCUGUGGUGCUAACUGUGUUUUUUCAUAAUGUGUCUCCAGGCUGCUAUAUUUUAUUUUUGCAGUCUGUGAAUGAUGUCUUAUAAAGGCUGUGCUGCAUUGGUUAUAAAAGAUAUCACGUAAAUUGAGAUUGCAAUCUGUGUAAAGCAGAUUCUCUGGUGAAUUGCUUUUUUGUGCGUCGAUGGUUCGUCAGGGGGGAAUAUUCUGCACGUGCCUCCCUAGUGGACAUUUCAUUUCGUCAGUUGCUGAAUCUAUGAUUGGCUGGGCUGGCAUAUGCAUGUGGAGGAAACAGGCACCCCUAGCCAAUCAGCACUUAAGCAGCAGACUAAAUGGACAUGUCGAAUAGGCGGACACUUAAGGCUCAUUCACACUAGGCCAACACGACACCGAUCUUGGUCUGCCGACUGCCGGCAACAGCGUUUUUUCCUUCGUGUCGGCACCUCUGUCACACUGUACCGACGUUGACAAUCUGCCGAUGGUCGGCAGAGAGCUCGGUGUCGGUACAGUGAGACAGACACAAAGGUAAAAAACGCUGUCGCCGACAGCUGGCAGAAUGAAAUCGGUGUCAUGUUGGCCUAGUGUGAAUGAGCCUUUACAGAAUGCCACCCCCCCAGCUCUGUAGUGCUGAAUACGGCCUUCAGCUAUAACCUUUUGGCAGCUUUGUGUGAGUGUGCAUAUGUGCAGAGCUACACUGCACUGAAUUCUUGUGAAUUGCCUGCACCUACUGAAACUUUAGCCUUGCGAUUUCUGAAUUAUUGUGGGUAAUGCACUUGCUUUAUGUAACAGCUAAUGCAGACAAAAGCCAGUCAGUGCAGGGGUUGUUUGGAUAACUAAUAACUCCAGUGGAAGCCAAGUUGAUGCAUUAUUUUCCUUGGCUAUGAUUGCGGCAAUUUCCAUUCAUCGUGGCAACUGUGGUUACCAAUGCAGUUGGCUAACGCAUUCGAAGCCUUUUUGUUUUUAGUGAUGUCUGGUAGAUUUUCCUGUUCUUGCUGAUGUAAGAACAGGUUCAUUCAUUACAUGAUGUCUCAUAGACACAGAGUCACAAAUCUUGAUUCUGUAAAAUUGAAUGCAUUCAGCGUCAUUGGCCAGCUCAGCAGGUGCACCGCCAAUGACAAGAACUCAGUGAGAGUCCUAACAACAAAGAAAUUGCUGAUUUUAUUAGAGGUGUUCCAGGGCCCCUUCAACGUUUACUUCCUGCGUUUUUUUACUACAUGUUGAUGCUCCGUCCGACUUGGCAUGAAAAUCAUGUCAAUUACUGCAGCUAUUUUUGUAUAAGCUGCAUGCUUUCAUCGUGUUUGCAGAGUGAUGGGACGCUGCAUUUCUUGGUUAGUGAUCAUGGGAUAUAACGUUCCACAGGUUUGCUCCUCUUUUUAAACACAUAUGUCAUACUUGCCUUGUGCCUUUAAAAUUUUAUCUCUGUUCUCAUUGAACUUGAGUACAUUUGCUUCUUUCAAAAUAUCAGUUCUCCAGAGAGCUAGUUGGUGGCCUACAAAAAUGUGCAGCUCCUUGCACGUGGGAACAUUUGAUGAAGAGAAUCUGGCUUCUUUGCCUGUUAACAAAACAUUAAAUUAUUCCUUGAAUGAAUGACAGUUAUGAUAACAUUAUGUGUGCUGUAUAUGAUGGGAAGCCAGCACAGCGUCAACAGCGAAGAGUCUGGAGCCGCAGCACUCUGGCUGCCCACUGCUGGGUGACGUAAGCAGAGCGCCAGCUCGAGAGGUGCGGCUUUGCGCUCGCUGCAGCCUCCCAGUUUCUUUUUCAGGCGCUCCGUUAUCUGAAAUUUGCCGUACCGCAGUUACACGGGUAAUCACAUUUUUCCAUUUCUAAAAGUUGAUAUGGCUUGUAGAGGAGAGCUCGCUUCAAUUUCCCAUUUAUGAUGAGCCUGCUGAUACUAAAUGUUGAAAAAGUAAUGAAUGAUCUUGCGUUAAUUAGUGGCUAAUUACCCUGCAUCACUCGUCAUUCCGUGAGAUGCCACCAUGAUGAUGGCGUGUCUCCGAAGGAACCUCCCUUUAUUUCAAAAUGGCUAUUUUUAAAUAUUACUUAGUCUUUGUAGAAACAAACUGUAUAUCUACAAAUGGCAUGACACAGGACAGGGAAAGAGCACUGUAGUAAAUAAACUUACUGUUAUUAUUUGAUGUAACAUUCUACUGGUCACUUAAGCUUGUGUACUUAUAUUUAAGUGUACCCCAGGUAGUCAUAUAAUCCAGAGUCCCCGACUACAGCAUGCCUCAUGAUCUGAUCGUGGUUUUUCCAUGCACAGACCCAGAAUUUAAAUUUUACUUGUCACUUUUUUGCUGGACAGGUUAGCACUACUAGAUUUCUGAAAGCUCCUGCACAAAUUCUAGUAAAUUCAAAUUUUCUUAUUAUAUUACUUGUGAAUGUUUGGAAAUCAACGAGAACUGUAAUCUUACUCCAGAGAACAUGUUCUCAUUUUAGCUGUCUUAGUCUUCCCUCUCUUUCUUUUCUCUCUCUCUCUUCUUUAAUAAAAGCUACUCAUGCAUAUGCAGUAAUCACUUUAGUUUUAAAGCAGACUGCUUAAUUAUGAACCAGACUGCCAUAACCAUCACAGUUGUAAACUAAACCUUAAGGCCACCAACUAGCACUGUUUUGUUCAGCACCACACUUCUAAGGCUCUUCUUUCUUUAUUUAUUUUUAUUUCUUUUUCCUAUUUGUGAAGAUUUGAAGAAUUCAUACGUGUGUUGUGGCAACGUAGAGCCGUUGUUUAUGAGAUGUCCUUGUUUCCUUCUGCAGAGCAGUGUUUUAAUCUGUAUCACCGUGAUCUGUAUAAGAAUUGUUGCACAACCAUGUUAUAAUUUAGUUGCUUGGCGUUUUUGCUCAUAUGCAUAUUAAAGUCUUCGUUACAGUGCCAUAGAUAUUGGAAUAAGUGCUCGCGGUGACGUUUGUGGUCUUAUUUGGAGGAACUGUCUGUCUUAUCGCGGUUUGCGAAAUAUGUGUAACUAUAUUAUUCUGUCGUUCUGUACAGUGGCAUACAUUGUGUGCAUCAGGAACUCGCUUCGUCUACAUUUAUUUAUUUAUACCUGCUGCUCUUUUUGUUUAUUGUUCUUUGUUUUAGGUGAUAUUGGGAUGGGUCGGCAGAGGUGGGAGUGGGUCGGGACGUUACAAUGGGUACCACCUGUAAAUAUUAGUGCGUAUUAUUACAAUGUUCAGUAUUGGUUUGUUGCUGCAGUGAUCUAUAGUAGAUUUUGCUUUCGUUUUUAGAGAAGUUUACUACUUUUAUGUGCUUACUGAGGCAAUAAAGAAUACCUGUUUCUCACA